AUGGAGAAGAAGAUUGAAAUAAGCCUAGCACCGAUGAUGGAUGUCACUACGCCUCACUUCCGAAGGUUCAUCAGACUGACGUCGGAGACGACUGUUCUAUUUACGGAGAUGAUUGUGUCGAACACAGUAAUUCAUAUUCCUCGGGACAAGCUGAAAGAAAAGCUUGGAGAAUACGAUGAUAAUACAGUUGUACAAAUAGGGGGGAGUGAUGCAAUGCAGAUAGUGGAGGCGGUGAGGAUUCUCCAAGGCUUCGGAUAUAAGAUGUUCAAUCUUAACUGUGGCUGCCCUAGCUCGAGGGUGAAGAAGGGAAGCUUUGGGGCAGUUCUUAUGCUUGAUAGGAGGCUGGUUUCCGAGAUAAUUAACAGGGUAUAUGAGGAGACUGGAGUGAUUCUAAGCCUUAAGAUCCGGACGGGUGUUGACGACCACGAUGGGAUGGACUUUCUGAAGGAAUUUGUAAGCUACAUCAAGGAGAACACGCCCAACAGGACGUUUUAUAUCCAUGCGCGUAAGUGUUGGCUAGAGGGGCUCUCCCCUGAGCAGAACAGAAAGCUGCCACCUCUGGAUUACGGUAGCGUGUAUGAGAUCAAGAAGCUUUAUCCGGAGCUUAAGAUUGUCCUUAAUGGAUCUAUCGGCGGAGACAAUUUGGAUAAGAUAGAUGGUCUAGACGGGGCGAUGAUAGGGAGGGAGGCGAUCAGAAAUGUCUUUGUCUUCUGGGAUAUUGACCAGCGGCUGUCUAGACAGUACGGUGGCGAAGAGGAAUGCAUUCUGGAUGCUGAUACAAGAGGAGGUGAGUGCAACGGAGACCAUGAGAGUAAAAGAGCACAAAAGAUACGCUCCGUUGUCAAGCAAUACUUUGAAGGGCUUGCACCCUCUACCCGGCUGAGGUCUGUUCAUAUUUUGCCAAUAAUGAAUCUUAUGAAGGGGAAAAGAGGCUGCAAAGAGUAUAGAAGGAAGCUUAACUUGAUACUUUCCCAGCAGACGAGACCCUCUGAGGUAUACCCGCUGAUAAUGAAACAUUUUGAGUGA
Encephalitozoon hellem ATCC 50504 is the source of this 1026-nucleotide messenger RNA. RefSeq names its product tRNA-dihydrouridine synthase. Gene Ontology annotation, molecular function: tRNA dihydrouridine synthase activity; flavin adenine dinucleotide binding. The transcript has a single exon. NCBI's taxonomy places the organism in Eukaryota, Fungi, Microsporidia, Unikaryonidae. Bases 1 to 1026 code for a protein of 341 amino acids. The record is from RefSeq and is a predicted model, not a curated record. Gene Ontology annotation, biological process: tRNA dihydrouridine synthesis.